UGACGAUACUAUCGAAGAAAGUCAGUUCCGAGAACAACAUAAAAGAAUGCAAACAAUAACAACAUAAAAACGCACAGAAAAAAAAACGGGCUAAUGAAUCAUCAUUGAGCAACAAUUAACAUUGAUUAACACACAUGAUCGGCCGACGUCACGGGCAGUGAGAACAACAAGUGGCACACGCGACCGCGGAAAUUAUGUCAACAGAUGCUGCUGAUCCCGCCGCGGAAUGUGCGCACCUGGUGGAAUUCAAGCAAUUCCUGGCCGCCAUAGCAGAAAAGGCGGCUGCCGUAAGCGGUGAGGAGGUAACCGCCACCAGGAGUUGUGUAACCCGCGCCAGCAGCGACACAUACAAAGUGUCCAGCGAGGAGCGUCAUGCCGAAUUGGUCUCGUCCAUUUGGCAGCAGCUCAACUCCUGCGGCUGCCCGGAGGUCUUUCGGUUAAAGCUGCUUCACCGUUCUGCGCAACAGUUGGAGCAGGAUCUCUGCUGCGCCAAGGAGUGUGAAAUCAACUCCGAGGGGCCGCCACAGUACGAUCUGCUCAAGCUGCAAAAGUUCGCCAGCGUUGAACUGGAGAAGUUCCUCCUGAAACUCACCGACAACGCGGCGAUGGAUCGCCUCAAGGACUACGCCGACGAGGGUGCCCUUUGUCUGGAUCCGCGUAACUGCCUGUGCCAAGUAGGCAGGCCGCCGCUGCUGCACACAUCCGCCGCUGUGAAGAACAAACCUAGGAAGAUGGAGGAUCGACAUGUGUGCCUGGAGAGAUUCGGUGAAAUGUACCAGCUGCCGUGUAAGGAGUCGCGUUUCUUUGGAGUCUUUGAUGGACACUCGGGCUCCCUGUCCGCCUGCUAUGCCAUCAGCCAGCUGCCCCAGCUGCUAGCGGAUCAGCUAAAGGUGGACACGGACUGUGACUCCUGCUCGCCGGACUUCUAUCGCAACGCCUUCGAGUCGGCGUUCCUGCUGGCGGACGAGCGCUUCACCCAGAAGAAGAUCACUAGCGGCACGACCAGUGUGUGCGCUUUGAUUGUCAAGGAUCAGUUGUGCAUCGCCUGGGUGGGUGAUUCCAAGGCCCUGUUGGUGGGCAAGAGAACUCAGCUGCAGUUGGUGAAACCGCACAAACCGGAGAAUCCCGACGAGCGAAAAAGAAUUGAAAAAGCCGGCGGAACAGUGAUCCAUGCUCAGGGUCAGUGGCGCGUUAAUGGCAUCCUCAACGUGGCCCGUUCCAUUGGGGACUACAGCCUGGAGGCGGUAAUAGCAGAGCCGGACUUUGUGGAUGUGCAACUAAACGAGGCCCACGACUUUCUGGUCCUCGGCACCGAUGGCCUCUGGGAUCAUGUUACGGAAGCCCAAGUCAUCGAAACCGUUUACGAGUCUCUGGCGGAUUCCACAACGAAGCUGGACGACAUUCCCAGGCUGCUAAUAGAGGCGGCCAAGGAGGGAGAUUCGCAGGAUAACAUAACGGCGGUUGUGGUGCUGCUCAAGCCGCGGGAUCAGAUCGGAAAUGGUUAGGAUUUUAAGAGCAAGCAGCGAAUUUUGUUUGUUGUUACCCGCAUUGGAGUGGGUUUUUCUUUAUGUACAAAAUCACUUGAAAUUUCAACUUUGAAAUGUUUUUAAAGCACACACACAAACACACACGAUGAACCCACUCUAAGUCGCACUGUUGUUUCGUUUACUAAAUGAUGUUUUUAAAUGUAAAUAGCUUAGAGAUAUGUCACAUUCUUACGUGCCUGCUGUGGAGCUCCCAAUUCCCCUGGAGUCCCCACUUGUUUGGGGGGUAGUGAUGUAAGUCCGCGCUGACAUAACACCUCUCGGAAAUAUGUCGUUUCUUGUUUGGCGGAAAUAUGUCUCUUGAGAACAAUAUAACUUCGCGGGCGGAUUUAUGUCGCUAUGCCCUUGUUUGGUUGCUCGAAUAAGCUCAAUUUAACAAAAUAUAUAUUCGUUUUUGAGGUUGCUCAGCAGUUGAGAGGGAUAUACACAAGUUAUAGGCAACUGUUGUUACAAACCGAAUGAUAUAAAUAUACACAAAAUCCACACGUACAACAUUUAUAUAUAUAUAUUUUAGAUUAGCAAUGCAAGCGCAUAUAUUUAUACACACACAUUGAAGUUGCUUCCAGCUGUACGAUAAUAAGCAAUGCCAAGUAGGACUCUAGUUAACAUACGUUUAUAUAUUUACACCUGUAAACCGUAUAUAUAUUUAAUAAUGAUCCCACACAGUUUAAGAAGUACCUUUUUAUACAAAUCUAAUAACGAAAAAAACCCUUCAUGCAUUUUUAUAAACAAAAUACCAUUUUUAAAGCCACGUUUUUUUUUAUUGGAAUAAUAAAGAUAAUUCACACAA
Messenger RNA from Drosophila kikkawai, 2334 nucleotides. The record is from RefSeq and is a predicted model, not a curated record. Lineage: Eukaryota; Metazoa; Arthropoda; Insecta; Diptera; Drosophilidae.